Molecule: messenger RNA, 330 nt
Organism: Cooperia oncophora
Lineage: Eukaryota; Metazoa; Nematoda; Chromadorea; Rhabditida; Trichostrongylidae
Source: the annotation of a GenBank genome assembly
AUGGACUUAUGUCUUUCAGGUAAAGAGCUCGAGGAUGGUCUCACUCUAGCGGAUCAAAACAUCCGACAUUUGUCGACACUUCAUCUUGUGCAGAGGGGAAUACAAAUCUUUGUAAGAUCCCUGACUGGAAAGACUAACAUACUGGAGGUAGAACCCUCUGACACUGUCGAGAAUCUGAAGGCUAAGAUACAGGACAAGGAAGGAUUCCCACCAGAUCAGCAGCGACUCAUCUUCGCUGGGAAAAAACUUGAGGACGGUCAUACACUCUCGGAAUACAACAUCCAGAUGGGAUCGAUGAUUCAUUUAGUGGUAGCUCCUCACAAAGAAUAA